AUGAGCGGCCUGGCGGAAAAGUACGAGGUGGAGGAAGCUUUCGGCAUCAAAAUGCCCGAGGGUGACUACAACUCCAUUGGCGGUUUCAUGUGCACAAAAAUUGAUCGCAUCCCAUUGAUCGGUGAAGCCUGCAUCGUAGAGACAGCCGCAGAGCGGAUCCGCUUUGAGAUUGCGAAAGUGGACGAACGACGAGUGCUGCAAGUUGAAGCCUUCCGGACAGGAAAAGAGGGUAAGCAGCCUGUAGAAGGAGAUGAAGAUCGAGAUGAGGAGCUGGAAAAGCGCCAAGUGAUUUUCUCAGAGGUGGACGUUUUGGACGCUCACAGUCACGAUGCGAAGGAGAGCGCAGAGAUAGAGGGCGCAGAAGCUGGUGCAAGUGUGGGUGAAGUUGAAAAUCCUAGUGACAUUCCGUCUGGAGUUAGCAUAAUAGAAGGAAGUGAAUUGCGACUUCCUGUAAGUCCAACAGAGGCAAAGCCUGAAUCGACGAGUCAAGGCCUUGAGCGCCUUGAGCAAGCGAAAACUGAAGGCUUGCAAGGUGAUGUGAAGGAAAGCUUGCCAGAUGAAAAGAAGUCUGAAGAAACCAAAGAAGUGUUGGACGUGUCGUCCAAAAGAUCGAGGGCAGAGCCAGAAAAGAAAG
Molecule: messenger RNA, 634 nt
Organism: Durusdinium trenchii
Lineage: Eukaryota; Dinophyceae; Suessiales; Symbiodiniaceae
Source: the annotation of a GenBank genome assembly